Nilaparvata lugens (brown planthopper) is the source of this 3466-nucleotide messenger RNA. It is a transcript of the gene sowah, whose product is annotated as ankyrin repeat domain-containing protein SOWAHC. The record is from RefSeq and is a predicted model, not a curated record. Gene Ontology annotation, molecular function: protein binding. NCBI's taxonomy places the organism in Eukaryota, Metazoa, Arthropoda, Insecta, Hemiptera, Delphacidae.
ACGAAACCCAUACGCGUGAUUCGGUCGGGUGUCAAUUUGUUGUGAAACUUUUUUGAAAUUAUGGGUUCGCGACAAGAUUUAAGUUUGGAAAGUAUUCGCGAAUUUAUUCUACAACGUGGUGGAACAGUAACAAAUCAUGAUCUUGUCAAACAUUUCAAACCAGCACUCACAAAUCCAGAAACAAGAGCUGAGGCCAGAAAUGAGUUCAAAGAGAACGUCAAUACACUGGCCACAAUUGUCAGAGGAGAAGAGGGAGAAAAAUACCUCAUCCUCAAGAAACGCUUUCGUCACCCUGAAACGUUCACCCCUGGUGGUAGUUCCUCACGUAGCAGUGUAGUAAGCAGUCCACCCCCCUACACUCCUGACCCACCAUUCUUGGGUAUACCCACAUCUCCCCUCCCCACUCCCAGCAAUUUCAGUCCUGGAAAUUAUCCCUUAGGCACCCCUAGCAAUUUUUCAGCCUCUCAGGACAGUUUCGAAAAUUUUUUCACCCCUACAAACCGUCAACCCCCGCCCUAUCGGCCUCCUCCGCCUCCUGUUUCCACACCUCAAAGGGGGGGCUCUAGUUCUCAAAUUCCGACAUCCCAUACUAACCUCACGUCUCAAAAUCUCAACUCGUUUCCGCAAUCCCUCUCGUCUUCUAACUCGUCCUCAUUUCCACACUCCCCUCCAGCCAACUUCUCGUUUCCGCACUCCCCUCAAUCAUCAAUCCCGAGAUCCCCUUCAGCUCCCCUAGUUUCCAGAUCUGCUAGUGUUGCUUCCCUAUCUCCCUCUACUUCUUCCACGGCUUCCUUCUCCUCCUCCACCUAUCAGCUCUCCUCCUCCUCCUCGUUUGCCGAUCCCCCUCCCCCCGUUCCGCCUCGGCGAAAAAGUUCUGAAAAAAUCAAAAUGGAUACCUUCAACAACAACAAUGUGAACAAUAAGGAGAACGUUGUCGGCGAACUGAACAAACGGCCAAAAACAAUCGGUGCAGAGGCUGAGAGUGAGGAUAACUCACAAGUUGACGCCGAAUCGAAAAUCACAGUGAAAGAGUGCAUGCAGAAAUUCAAUCGGCUCGCCUCUGAAAGUGCUCUGCAAAGAUCACAGUUCCCUAGCAACAAGAAGAAAUCCGGGAAGGAAACUCCGGAACGUGAUGAGGAAGAUUCAGUUUCGUUGGAUCCGAAAGCACGUGAAUGGCAGGUUAGAGCUGCCCAAUGUAAUUACCAGGCAUUGGCGAAAAUGGCGGGUGAAAAUCAUCGGCUAGCACGAUUAAAGUGUCCUUUCACGACUGCUUUACAUUGGGCCGCAAAGCAUGGAAACGAAGAUGUGGUGAAACUACUUGCCGGAACUUACAAAGUGGAAGUUAACGCUGUCACCAAUGGGGGAUAUACACCGCUACAUCUGGCUAUGCAAUUUGGUCAUGAAGAAAUUUAUAAUCUUCUUGUACAAGUGUAUGGAGCUGAUCCGAAUUUGAGAGACCACAGCGGCAGAAAACCGCGCCAGUAUCAGACCAAUAAGGACACUGCCGUAUCAGCCGACACGUUUCGCAAAAUCAAGGCGCGGAAGAAACACGCAGAGAAAGAUUUGGGUUUCCUGAGAAUUGGGUCACUGAACGUGCGAGUGAAACGAACAACGGAGGCUUUCAGUAAUUUUCUGGGAGUCGGAGCAACAAAUAUGGAGAAAAUGCACAAAACAUGGGGCUCUGCCGACAAUAUUCCAUUGGAGGACAAUAUGAAAAUGCCGCCGCCCAAAUUUGCACCAAUCAAAAAGCGGAAAUCGCGGCGCGGCACCGCUGAUUUCGCCGCUCGGCCGCUUGGUAGCGCCACCAGUCGCGAGGAAUUGGCCGCAUCAGCUGAUUCCUGCUCUGACGUCAUCAGCAGUCACGUGCUAGCGGAAGAGGAGGAGGAGGUGAAGGCGAGGAGUGCCGGCGAGGAGGGGGAGGAGGACAGGAUGAGGAGGAGGAGGAGGAGAAGUAGGAGUGGCGAGGGGGGAAAUGAUUCGGACUCUGAUACGGCGGCUGGGUUUGGGUCGAACUGGCAGACUACUGUUUGAAAAUUUAAACAGUAAACUUUUUUGGAAAAAUUAUAGGUGUGUGCACAAAGAGAGCGGUCUAAAGUUGGAUUCCAACAUAUCAGUGACAGUAAAGUGAUCGUACAGUGAGAAUGAUUAUUAUUCCCAUAAGUUCAAAUGGGAUUGUUCAUACUCGGUCGUGCUAAGUGUGAACAAUCCAAUCUGAACUCAUGGAAAUUAUAUUUCCACUGUUUUUGUCACUUUCACUGGCAUUAAUAUGUGGGAAUCAAGCAAAGGUCCAAUUCCUAAGCGGUGACCUAACCGAUAUGGUUGUAGUGUAUUACUGUAUAUUAUUGUAGUUUGUAUAAAUGUCGAUUGUCGACUACAAACGUUCUUACAGGGUUCUGGCCAGACGUUAAGGUUACACCUCUAAGUUGGCACCUUUCUGUUUUCACAUAUCCCGUGAGGUAUGACACGCGAGCUACUACCCAUCGGCCCUGCCAAGUCACAAGGCGAGUAUUUCAAUCAAUCAAUCAAAGUCUAUUCAUCGAAACAAUUACGAUAAAAUUAGUAUAUUGUGACAUUUAUUAUGAAUAAAACAAAAAAAUAUAAAAACAAAUUUCUAUUCAUUAUCUGAGAAUCAGAACAUUUCGAUCAAUAUCAACCAACCAAUAUUGUCAUUCAAGAGUAUAAACUCAACCUACCCCAUUGAAACAUAAUUGAACACAAUCCUUAAGGCUAUUUAGACAAUUGAAAUCUACCCAUUCUAGGAUCUUCACCCUGUCUUGGGGCGGCAUUUACGCACAAACAAAAACCCACCCUAAGAACAAUGGAUUUCGGAACACCUGACCGCUCUUUGUGUGUAUAUACCCUAAGAGCUUGUUCACAUGACAGCGAUUUACGCUCGAUUGGCAAAUCGCUCGGUUAUGAUAAAUAAUUACUAGGUACAACAUCUAUGUACUCAAUCUUAAUAUCUUAAUCUAUGUACCUAAUCACUAUAUUACUCUUAAACAUAUAUAUUACUGCUCUGAUCGAAACCGCUCGGUUGACUGAAGACAUGUGUACGCUCUCAUGCCUGCUCUAGUAUAUCGAGCCGCCCGGCAACCGAGCGACAACCGAGCGGUUGUAGUCUGAGACUAUAUCGGCACCAUGUGUUUCCCUAAACCUGGCAAUCGCUCGGUUGGUCAAUCGCGCGACAACCGAACGUAAAUCGCUGUCAUGUGAACAGGCUCUAAAUAUUUACAUUCCAAGUGACAAUACUAUUGUAAAAUAUACUUUGGACCAGUCAUUACUGGUCUAAUGGAAAGCGUUGAUAUUAUUUUUAGGGAUUACUGAUAUUUUGAAGUGAAUAUAGCUAUAGUGAGGUCCACGUUAUAAUGGCAGUGUUUGAUUAGCAACGGUACUGCUAUCCUUGUCUAUCAUUCACCAAAACGGUUAGCGCUAUCUCUUUCUCGAUUUGCUCUGUUGUUAGCUCGUC